Molecule: messenger RNA, 546 nt
Organism: Closterium sp. NIES-65
Lineage: Eukaryota; Viridiplantae; Streptophyta; Zygnematophyceae; Desmidiales; Closteriaceae
Source: the annotation of a GenBank genome assembly
AUGGGCGCCUAUCUCUAUGGGCGCCUAUCUCUAUGGGCGCCUAUCUCUAUGGGCGCCUAUCUCUAUGGGCGCCUAUCUCUAUGGGCGCCUAUCUCUAUGGGCGCUUAUCUCUAUGGGCGCCUAUCUCUAUGGGCGCCUAUCUCUAGGGGCGCCUAUCUCUAUGGGCGCCUAUCUCUAGGGGCGCCUAUCUCUAGGGGCGCCUAUCUCUAUGGGCGCCUAUCUCUAUGGGCGCCUAUCUCUAUGGGCGCCUAUCUCUAUGGGCGCCUAUCUCUAUGGGCGCCUAUCUCUAUGGGCGCCUAUCUCUAUGGGCGCCUAUCUCUAUGGGCGCCUAUCUCUAUGGGCGCCUAUCUCUAUGGGCGCCUUUCUCUAUGGGCGCCUAUCUCUAUGGGCGCCUAUCUUUAUGGGCGCCUAUCUCUAUGGGCGCCUAUCUCUAUGGGCGCCUAUCUCUAUGGGCGCCUAUCUCUAUGGGCGCCUAUCUCUAUGGGCGCCUAUCUCUAUGGGCGCCUAUCUCUAUGGGCGCCUAUCUCUAUGGGCGCCUAUCUCUAG